GUGUGUAAGAGAGAGGGAGAGUCCUCCCAGCACAGUCUAAUCAGUGUUUCUGUCUCCUUCUUGCUAUGUGGAUUACAGCUUGCACUGCUUAUUGGAUUCCCCUUCUCAUUACUGGAAACUAAUGCUGAACCAUCUCAGAGGAUUUAUAUUGGAGUAUUGAGAGUUUUGACAGUACUUACAUUAAUACCAAGUGUUAGGUGGAUUUUUGUACUUUAAGUCAAACUGCUGUAGAUGAGUAUGGAGAUGAACGGUCGUGCCCUGCCGCCGUCAAUACCUGAGGAUAGGGAAGUCCUGGACCAUGUUCCUCAUGGGGAGAUGAACGGUUACCACCAAAGGCUUCAGGGUGGGGACGGUGGAGAGGCUGAAGUCCCAGUGUCCAAGUCCCAAAGACGGAAGAGCGAUGUUAAAGUCUAUAAGGAGUUUUGUGAUUUUUACGCCCGCUUCAACAUGGCCAACGCUCUGGCCAAUGCCAUGUGCGAGCGCUGUAAGAGUGGCUUUGCCCCGGCAGAGAAGAUAGUGAACAGUAACGGGGAACUUUACCAUGAGCAGUGCUUUGUGUGUGCCCAGUGUUUCCAGCAGUUCCCGGAGGGACUCUUCUAUGAGUUUGAAGGCAGGAAAUACUGUGAACAUGACUUCCAGAUGCUGUUUGCUCCCUGCUGCCACCAGUGUGGUGAAUUCAUCAUUGGCCGUGUGAUCAAGGCCAUGAACAACAGCUGGCAUCCGGACUGUUUCUGCUGUGAUAUCUGCCAGGCCGUGCUAGCUGACGUUGGUUUUGUAAAGAAUGCUGGAAGGCACCUGUGUCGUCCAUGUCACAACAGAGAGAAAGCUCGGGGCCUUGGCAAGUACAUCUGUCAGAAGUGUCACGCUAUUAUUGACGAGCAGCCUUUGCUGUUCAAGAAUGACCCGUACCAUCCUGAUCACUUCAACUGCAAUAACUGCGGUAAAGAGCUUACUGCUGAUGCCAGGGAGCUGAAGGGGGAGCUGUACUGCCUGCCCUGCCAUGACAAGAUGGGCGUCCCCAUCUGCGGGGCCUGUAGGAGACCCAUCGAGGGACGUGUGGUCAAUGCCAUGGGCAAGCAGUGGCACGUUGAGCACCAUGUGUGCACUGUGUGUGAGCGCCCAUUUCAGGGCCACCCAUUUUAUGAGCGAGGUGGUCGUGCCUAUUGUGAGAGACACUUUGACAUGUUGUUUGGAGAUGUUUGCUACCACUGCAAUCGUGUCAUUGAAGGAGAUGUGGUGUCUGCUCUUAACAAGGCUUGGUGUGUCAACUGUUUUGCCUGCUCUACCUGCAACACCAAGCUGACCCUCAAGAACAAGUUUGUGGAGUUUGACAUGAAGCCAGUAUGUAAGAAGUGCUAUGAGAAAUUCCCUCUCGAGCUGAAGAAGAGACUGAAGAAGCUGUCUGAAACUGUUGCACGGAAGUAAACGCACAGUCGAGCUGCAGGGGGGAGUGAAAGGCGAGACCCUGAGGUGGCCAUGCGUGAAAGAAGUCACAUUUCCAGAAUUGACAAUCAUGUGAGAUAGAACAUUGUGCAUUUUAUAUCAUUACUUUUAAAUAUAGGUCAGUUAUUUCAGUGGAACGCUCCACUUUUUGUCCUUUCAGGUACAGCUGCAAAGCACUGAGGUUCACUUCAUGAGCCUGAAACUGACAGUCAGAUUGUUUGUCAGUCAGUCAGCAGGUUCGACCUGUUCGGCUCCUUUUGGCUCAGAUACUGCACUGUACGUUUCUCAUAUGGUUGCCUUAUUUCACUGCUACACUGCUAUAUGCUAAUUACAUAUAUGUACACACAGUCUAUACGAUAUAAAUACAAAAACAUACACUAUGAUAGUCCUGUAUUUAAUAAUAAAAUGAGCUUUAAGAGAACAUUGAAACAUGAGGAUAAUAUAAUUACUUAAAAGCUGUGUUGUUCAUCCGUUUGCCAGCUUGUCUCCUGAUGCCAAAAAAUCUGCCUCCUGUUUGACUUACAGUUACUAGUACUCUUGUAGAAUAUUAGAGUAAACCCAAACAGAGCUGGGAAAAAAAAUGCAGUUUUUUCUGAAUGUGUAUAUAAUAUCUGAUAUUUCAUGUUUUCCACCAACUUGUAUUAUUUUAUGUAUUACUAAUGUUUAUUUUCUGUAACAUUAUGCAAAAUAAGUUUGUGUUUAGCUUUAUAAUAUUAGAAUUUUUUUUGCAUCAGCAGUUUACUUAUACCAUAUUGUUCCCUCCUUAGUGCUACAGUGGUGGACUCAACCAUCACCUGCAGUAAGCUGGAUUGCCUUGUUACGUACUAUGCAUUUUAUGUGUGGAACAAUCUCUAUGCAAAGUGGUAUUUACACUGAGUUACCAGUUUAUUAGGAUAAUUUGUACAAUUGAAAAUAAUCCAGUAUAACCACCCUGAAAUAAAACUCAACUUAAUAAUGUUCAGCUUUUGUCCUAUCUACCCUCAUUUACACUAAAUACAUGAGUGAUAGAAUAUUAGAAAUACCUUUCAAAGUAAUGCACUCCAGUGCAGCUUCACAGUGACAGGUUUUAUUGCAUGACAUCUGUUAACUGUGUGUGUGUUACAACAUGACGGCUUGUAGCAUGUGCAGAGACCGGAUGUGGGAGUAAUGUUAGAUGUUAGAGCAUGUGUCUCUGCUGAUCCUCUUAGGGAGGUAUACCGACUUCCUCUGGGGCUCAGACCCUCUUAGGAAAGAAAAUCACUUGUUGUGAAUGGGAAAGAACAAUUUCCGUUUUUCAGUGUUUCACUCGAGCAGUAUUUUAUCAUAGAAAGCUUAUCUUUUACAUAAUAGUUUGAUAGAAAGACACAUUCCACUAUUUUAUGGAAACACAAAUCAUAUGUUACUGUUGUGAAUUUCACUACCCAAGCCAAAGCAUUUCUCAUACUGUACGUCAAGUAGAAGGAAAACUAUCCAUCGGACUGUUGUGAAGCAGAAUAUCAGCUCCACUAAAAAUAGUCCAGUAGAUAGUUUUAUUUGAUAUCUUACUAAGUGGGUGACUGAAAUGACUCUACUGCUCUUUUAUUGUAUUUUAUCUUCACAGUGCUUGAGACAAUAUUUCUCCAUGUAAACACACCAAAGUGCAUGCUCUAGACUUGACUGGAAAGUUAUUUUUCAUUGCAUCUAAGAUAAUGCUGUCAGUUCAUCUGAAUAAACAUACAUGUCAAUGC
This is a messenger RNA of Toxotes jaculatrix (banded archerfish), 3149 nucleotides long. Its product is annotated as LIM and senescent cell antigen-like-containing domain protein 1. Gene Ontology annotation, biological process: positive regulation of integrin-mediated signaling pathway; positive regulation of substrate adhesion-dependent cell spreading; cell-cell adhesion. The record is from RefSeq and is a predicted model, not a curated record. The transcript is spliced from 10 exons. The coding region runs from base 232 to 1425 and encodes 397 amino acids. Gene Ontology annotation, cellular component: cytoplasm; cell-cell junction; focal adhesion. NCBI's taxonomy places the organism in Eukaryota, Metazoa, Chordata, Actinopteri, Toxotidae.